Molecule: messenger RNA, 801 nt
Organism: Candidozyma haemuli
Lineage: Eukaryota; Fungi; Ascomycota; Pichiomycetes; Serinales; Metschnikowiaceae
Gene: RPS30
Product: 40S ribosomal protein eS30
Exons: 3
Coding region: 1-801 (266 amino acids)
Biological process (GO): translation; fungal-type cell wall organization
Cellular component (GO): ribosome
Molecular function (GO): structural constituent of ribosome
Source: RefSeq, a predicted model, not a curated record
AUGGUAUUCCUUCGUUUCAUCUGGCUUAUGGCCUUCAUCGCUGGUGCUCUUGCCGCCACCACCACUUCCACAUCAUCCUCGUCGUCGUCGUCAUCAUCUUCCACCAAACCUACGAUGAUCUGGGUCACUGGCACAAACCCCCAAGGCCAGUUGACCACUACAGAGAGUCCAUUUUCCCAGUCAAUGUUUGUUGAAAAUACAGACACCACGCCAGUGCCAUCAGGAAGCAUGGGCAUGGGAUCUAUUUCUGGCGAAGUGGGUAAGGUUCAGUCGUAUUCUAGAGUCACCAUCUCAGCAGGAGGCUCAUUUGCGCAUGGAUCAAUGGCGAACGAGAGAACCUUCCUCGCAUGGCUUCGAACAUCGCUAUCGCUCACUACCAUUGGUAUUGGCAUAGUGCAACUCUUUAAACUUCAGCUUAAAGGCGAGUACGACGAGUUGGCUAAGUUCGGUAAACCCAUUGGUGCUGGUUUCUUUAUCCUAGGCAUUUCGUGCCUCUUGUUUGGCUGCUAUCGUUUCUUUAACGUGCAAGCUUUACUCUUGAACCAGAAGUACCCUAUCUCGUAUUUCUCGGUGCUGCUGUUGGUUGCAGCUGUCUUUGUCUUGGUCUUUGCUACCCUGGGUAAAGUCCACGGUUCCUUGGCUCGUGCCGGUAAGGUUAAGUCUCAGACUCCAAAGGUUGACAAGCAGGAAAAGCCAAAGCAGCCUAAGGGAAGAGCUUACAUGAGAUUGUUGUACACCAAGAGAUUUGUUAACGUCACCUUGGUCAACGGUAAGAGAAAGGCUAACUCCAACUCUGCCUAA